CAAAAUGCUUCUCUUCUCCCAUCCGCUCAUGCGCGUUGGUCCCGGGAGAAAGACACUGCGCAUGCGCACACCUCCUCACUCUCCGUAUCUCUGUGUUGCUGCCUGGCCUGACUCAGUCCAGGCAGUGAGAGCGCUCGAGGUUCACGCGUUUGUUUUGCCACUCUGCAGAUAUUUGCUUCGCUUAGGCUUUGAAAUCUGAGUACCCAUGGUGGUACUGGAGGCAGUGACGUCAUCUCAUCACACGGUCCCCACCUCCACAAGCAUGUUCGGGUCCGGUAGCAAUCACAACCAAUAUCUUCAGCCUGACUACUUGUCCCCGCUCCCUACCACGUUGGAUGCCAAGAAGAGUCCUUUGGCGUUGUUGGCACAGACGUGCAGCCAGAUCGGGGCGGAUUCGUCCAACAGCAAGUCGAUCAUCCCGCCGAUCGAGAAGUCGUCGAAAUCCGACGUCGAUAAGCGCUCCAACCGAUCCCCGUCCACGCCGGACGUAGGUGGAAAGAGCAAGAUGGAGAGACGAGAGGAAUCGUCGUCGUCGACGGAGGAGAAGCCGUCGUCGCGUAGCAGUGCUGCCGUCACGCCGGUCACUUCGACCAGCGUCGAUAUUCGCCAGUCGACGUCUGCGAAGCUCGAGACUUCCAGCAGUCCGACUGCGACGAGCAGCAGCAGUGUUGCCCCAACUUCGUCUGCAAGUCCGAUAGUGCGAUCGGGUUUGGAGGUCCUUCAAGGCCAUCCUAAGGACAUGCCUUUGGGAACGUAUCGACCGGGAAUGUUUCCGCCUCUGGGUCUACCUCCGCCCCUGUGCGGGAACGUGUGUCUACCGGGACAAGAACGUGACCUGUUGAGAUUCACACCGGGGUUCCCAGUCGGAUAUCCCAUGACAUCCACGUUCAAUCCGUAUCUGAGUUACGCCCGACUGAAGGCGGGCGAAGGACUAUCGCCGUCGGCUGUCUGCCGCGAUCCGUAUUGCAACGGCUGCGGUCUUGGAUCUCACCACAACAGCCUUCUCAUGGGAAGCUGCCCCAGCGGAUGUCGUCAGUGUGAUCACCCGAAAAUCCCAGUCUCGACCGCGGCCGCGUUUUCGUCGAUGCCCUACGUCUGCAACUGGAUCGUGGGCGACUCCUACUGCGGGAAGCGAUUCCCCAGCUCCGACGAACUGUUCGCGCAUCUGAGAACUCAUACGACGGGUCUGAACGGGGACCUGAGUGCCUUGUCGUUGUUGGGUUACCCGAUGGUCCAUCCGGGCCUGUCCUCGCUCCAUCGGGCCUAUUCCUCCAUCCCUCCCCUUUCCGAUCUACGGUAUCAUCCUUACGGGAAGCCUGCGACGGUUCCGUCCCUGACUCCUCCCACAACCGCCCCGUUGCCACCUCUGCCACCCCUUCCACCAGGCGUAAGCCCCUAUUACAAUCCCUAUGCCUUGUUCGGGUCACGGCUCGGCGCUGCUGUUCAUCCCUGAAGUCAUCCCAGUGCUUUUCAGAGACUCUUUUUUUAUCUGUGAGACCAGAGAUGCUUGUGGCACCUUUCUCCCCCCAAUUUCUUCGUGAUGCCUAUAUAACUAUAAGAUUGAAAAUAUAAUGAAG
Messenger RNA from Darwinula stevensoni, 1577 nucleotides. NCBI's taxonomy places the organism in Eukaryota, Metazoa, Arthropoda, Ostracoda, Podocopida, Darwinulidae. The record is from the annotation of a GenBank genome assembly.